UUUUUUCUUUUUUCUUUUUUUUUCCUCUUAUAACAUAUUCUUCUAUCCUUUAUUCCUUCUCUAAAAUAAAAAUAUAAAUCGUCAUGUUCCUUCGUUCACGCAAUAGGUCUUCAAAGGAAAGUGUUACAUCUUCACUUUCAUCGGGAAAUGCAUCAAUUAUCACACCAUUAUCGUCAACAGCAAGUCUUUAUCAAAAAGUAGAAGUCUAUAAUAUUCAAAAGGAUGAAAUUAUAGACUUACAGCAAGAGCCACGCAAUAAAAAUGAUUUAACUAUUGAAACUAUGUCUGCUGUAAUUGCUGCAGCCGUUCAACUCUCAUCUACAAAUGGUUCACCUUCUUCUCUUUCACUCGGUAAUGCUUCUAUCGUAAAAUCCUCGACUACAACUACAAAAAAGAAGAAGAAGAGAUUCUCUUCACUUUUAUCUUUUUCUUCAUCCUCUUCCUCUCAGAAUAAAAAACAGCAAAGCAAUUAUUGUUCCACUUCUCCUCUAUCUUCAUCGUCACCUACAACUCCUGAUCAUUUAUUUGAAGGUUCUUCAAUUACUUUAUCAGAUGAUGAAGAUCCACUUUCUUCUCCUCGUAUCAGUUCUACUACUUUUAAUAGCCAUAUCAUGAUUGAUGAUGGUCGUGAUGAACUUUUAUACCGAGGAAUUCAAAUUAAAGAAAUCAAAACUACCCUUAAACCUUUAGUAAUUUCAAAUGAAACACGUUUCCCUUUACCUGAAGUUAAACUCGAAAGACCAAGUUUUGCUCGGAUUAGUUAUUAAUCACACCACAUGUAAUGUAUACAUCCAUUUUAUACCCUUUCUCUCUUUUAUAUAAAUAAAUAAAUACAUAUAUACAUAUACAUUUAAUAAAGU
This is a messenger RNA of Cokeromyces recurvatus, 860 nucleotides long. RefSeq lists its product as uncharacterized. The coding region runs from base 84 to 767 and encodes 227 amino acids. The transcript has a single exon. The record is from RefSeq and is a predicted model, not a curated record. NCBI's taxonomy places the organism in Eukaryota, Fungi, Mucoromycota, Mucoromycetes, Mucorales, Mucoraceae.